This is a messenger RNA of Tigriopus californicus, 2713 nucleotides long. RefSeq names its product armadillo repeat-containing protein 2-like. NCBI's taxonomy places the organism in Eukaryota, Metazoa, Arthropoda, Copepoda, Harpacticoida, Harpacticidae. Bases 372 to 2618 code for a protein of 748 amino acids. Gene Ontology annotation, biological process: cilium organization. The record is from RefSeq and is a predicted model, not a curated record. The transcript has a single exon.
GUACUGGCCUAUAUUUGUACGUGCAUUGUCUGAUUUCUAAAAAAAGAUUACAUUCCCUGUAGCGGUUAGAAUAGCCCGUGAAAAAACAAACCAAACCAAAAAAAAGGAACAAUGUGGUUCGAGAGCCCUUAAGGUACGUUGGCCGCUUAAAGUCUUUUUCAAACCCAUCUUUGUGUCCAUAGGUAGAGGUAGCCUCAUGUACGAGUUCGCAAAAUUGCGGAAUCUUGUUAUGCAUACGCAAAUAAACGUUCGAUUCUGACUCCUGAGAGACUAGGGAAUGAUCCACAUUCCGUUCGAGGUUGGAGAAAGUCGUUGGACUUUUUAUAUACCUGCGUUCCACAUAUUCUUGGAAGAAAGUUGGAUCAGAAGGGAUGGUGGAGCCUUUUGUCAAAAUGUCCACUCGUGGCAAUUCUCGUUGGACACCACUGCCACCCAUGGCCGAGGACAAGAUCGUCAUUCAAAAGCAGAGCAGCCUUACGAAUUUUCCUCUUCGCCCCCUCAAAACCAAACGCCCCUUCACGCCCCGCGAUCGCCAUUGGAACCAUCACGGGCACAAUGCCGACGACCCGUUGAGCCUAGUGGGCACCAAUGUGAGAAUAUCCUUACCCUCGGUAAAGAAGAGCUUGCUCCGACUGGAAAGUAGCCGGAAGAGUUCAACCGAAAGUUUGGGAUCCAUGCGAUUGCCCGCCAUUCUUGAAUCUGACCCGCAGAACUUACGGCUGACAACAAAACCCAAACGUCAGCAGUUUCGGGCCUUGCAAGCUGCGGUCCCCCAUGAGAAUGAGGAAGUGGAUAAUAUUUUAACGGCCUCGCGGAAAUUUUCGUUCCAAGCUCAAGUGCGCACAACCGACCGCAACAACGAUAUUACUACUCCCGGUCAUUCCCUGACUGAAAUCCAAGAUUGCUUGCACAGGGUUUCGUCUGCAGAUUGUCAACUAACUCUGCUCGAGGAACUCCGGCAAUUGGCUAAAAUGCUAUCUCUAAUCAAAGCCGAUACUCAGCAACGUCGUGCCAUUUAUUCGACUCUAUCUCCAUUGGUUCAACACGAGAGCUCGGCGGUUUUGAUCGCUCUUUUAGAUGUUCUACUUCUGCUGAAGCUCUCAAGAAUUAAUUUAACCAUGGUCGCCAAGAUUCUAUUCCAUGUAGCGAGUUCGGAACGCAACGAUGAGGAGCUCCAUGCAAAAGCCAUUGUCACUCGAUUUUUUCACGCCAUUAGCGAGUCUUGUCCGGUCACUGAUGGUGACUUGAUGAUUUACGGUUAUGGUGCUUUAAAGUUUGUUUCCUUCAACAGGAACAUAUUGAAAGACCUGGUUAAUCAAGGCUUGAUGGAUGUGCUGGUGCUACAUUUACAAAUACUCUCGCAUCACAUUGAGGAGCUGAAUGAGCCCACCCCGAAUGAACUCAUAAAUGAGGUGUUCCAAAUAUCAGCUUGCUUGAGGAACGCCUUGGAUGUUCAAGAAGGGCGCAAUUCUUUUAUGAAGUUGGAUGGCCCCAGCCUCCUGGCUCGUCUCGUAGAUCAAUUCAAAAGUGAUCCAGAGAUUAUGUGCAAUAUGUCCAGGAUUUUGAGUCUGUUGUCCCUUUGUGACGACAAUGCUCAUGAGGCUUUAAAUCACAACGAUCAAUUAAUCAGUAAUAUCUUAGAACUCAUUGACAGUCACCGGGGACGACCGGAGUUAAUCGUUCGACUAGCAUUUUCUCUCGGUAACUUUGCUGCCAAGUACCAAGAAAGCCGGCGACGCAUUUUGAAUCAUGGCAACAUGCUUACAACUCUACCCGAGGUGAUGUCUCAAUAUGCCAAUCAAACUAUUCAAUCCCUGAAAGAGAGACCCACCUCGAAGGUUCUGGAGAAGAAGAGUCUGCCUUCAAAUUCGGGAGCAGGAGACACAACUGAUACUUUAAUCAAACUCAUUCGGGUUUAUGCCAACACUAGCAUCGAUGCAGAAUGUGGCGAGAAAAUUGCCUUGAACGACACCGUGGUGCAAACACUAAUCAAACUGGCGGAAGCUAGCAAUCAAAUCAAAUGUGAAGAAUUGGCUUUACCUACAUUAGCCACUCUUAACAAUUUAUCCUUCUACCCUGUCCUUCACCACGAGGAAAUCUUUGAGCAAAUCAUUCUCUUCAUCGACCGUCAGUACCCGGAGCCCAUUGCUCUGGAAGCAGUUCGGGUCUUGGGCAAUCUGAGCCGGCAUCCACAAAUUCGGGCCAAACUCCGAUCCAAUGACCAUCUCAUUCGAGUCAUCAGCCAAUGGUCUGGAGCCACCGGAAGCAAGCUCCAAUUCCCGGCUUUGGGGAUCCUAGUGAACCUGAUGACCGAUGCAGAAUUUCGCGCCAUAUUUCGACUCCGGAAUGGGACCUCACUCCUCAUAGGGCAAUUGCGCCGGAUUCAACAAACUCAGGACUAUGCUUUGGGGUCACUGCUCUGUCAAUGCUUGUGGAAUUAUUGCAUCGAUGCCGACGAUCCCAUCCAGCUCUUGGGAAAAAGGCAAUUGGAUGCGUUAGAACAAACUCUCAUUGGUCUUUUGGACUUGGACGCAGAAGAGGAUCCCAACGUAUCGCCUACGUACGCGGAAUUCUCAUCAGUGGGUUUCUACCUUUUGAGCAAGUUGUGUUCUGAAUGACCGACCACACGUUUCGACCAUUCUCUAAAUUCAAAAGCAUUUACCACGAAAAUAUCAUUCUACGAACAAAUAAAGCGUCAAUGAAACCACAGCAA